GACAAUGGGCCAAAAUUCGGAACUGUCCCACAUAAUCCGGGACAUGUGGUCACCCUACCCCUUGUUUUUCUGUUUGACGUUCAUGUGUGAGUCUUGAACGCGCAUAUCCUUCUAGUACGGUGUUUGCAGGAGUAGUACCAACGGGGAGUGGCCAGCCAGCUACCCAAAACAACAGCAGAACAACUCUAGGCAACUGGUUGAAUGUCAAGGGGCCUGGUGCUCUCUUCUAAGUAAUUUCUCCUGUGGCUGCUGCAAAGGAGAACCAGAUGUCAUAAACCAAGAUUGAAGCCUCCCGCAUUUUGGGGGAUUUAAUACCUGUACAACCAAUCAGCCAUGGGAGUCUGUCCUGCUGUGUCCAGGUACUUCCGGAGGUGGAAGUAUAUGAUACUGUUGCUGCUGUCAGUCUCCGUUUUGGCUUGGCUCGCCACUUUUGCCGGCGAAACCGUGAAAUCAAUUCAGGAUACCCAUAGGUCAGCACAGACACUUGAGGAUAACGCUGAGGUCCUGAGGGGGGGCAUGCAAUACUCAUGGAAAACAGUGACGCAAGUCUUCUCCAAUCCUCUCCCUGACACCCCACCACCAAAAGAAAGCUGUCCUGAGAAAUCACCACUGCUUCACGGAGCCCUGAAGCUGACAUUCGAGGACUCUCUAACGCUGAAGGAGGUGGAGAGUGAGAACAGCGGAGUGGCUGAGGGCCAAUACCAGCCUCCAGACUGCCUCGCCCAGCAGAGUGUGGCCAUCCUCAUCCCUCACCGUAACCGGGAGAAACACCUCCUCUACCUCCUGCAUCACCUGCACCCUUUCCUUCAGAGGCAGCAGCUGCGCUACGGCAUCUAUGUCAUCCACCAGGCUGGAGAGGUGACGUUUAAUCGUGCCAAGCUACUUAAUGUGGGGUACUUGGAGGCACUCAAGGACUACGAUUGGGAUUGCUUCGUUUUUCACGAUGUGGAUCUGGUUCCAGAGAACGACUACAACCUAUACAAGUGUGACCAACAGCCCAAACACUUAGUGGUCGGUAGGAACGCCACAGGAUACAAAUUGCGAUACAAAGGGUACUUUGGAGGGGUGACGGCCAUGACGAAGGACCAGUUUCACAAAGUGAACGGCUUUUCAAACACUUACUGGGGAUGGGGUGGGGAGGAUGAUGAUCUUCGCAUCAGGGUGGAGCUCCAGAAAAUGAAGAUUAUACGGCCACCCCCUCUUAUAGCACGCUAUACCAUGGUAUUUCAUAAAAGAGAUAGCGGCAACGAAAUUAAUAAAGACCGGAUGCUCUUGCUAGGACGGACACCUCAAGUCUGGAGAACGGAUGGACUUAACACCUGCUCCUACAGUACUCUCUCAGUUGAGAGGCCACCUCUGUACAUUAAUGUCACAGUGGACAUUGGCAAACCACUGCACUGAGGUUUCAGAGCAUCUGUCUUGAUUUACUACAUUGAAUACAGUAAUGGUGCUCUGGUAUGUUCAUGCCUACAUGUUAUGUACCUGCCCUAACAAACGGGGUCAGUGGCAGUAGCUGGUAAGCAAAAGUUUUCACUGUAAACCAUUCCAAGCAGGGCACGUAAUAUUGCCAGGUCCUAAUAACAUAAAGUCUGGAAGCCCUUCAGUCAAAACUGGUAGGUCGUUUCUAGGGGUGAGAAUAAAACCCAAAUAAAAUUUUGCUCUGCGAUAGAGGUUUGCUGUGACUUGAUUGUUUCAACAAGUAUUUGCAUUCUAAUAGAGCAUGUUGUCAUGCUUUCUUUUUAUUACAUUUUUUUGUAAAGAAUCCUGGAUUUGGUCAUUUCUUAAUCUCUGGUUGUCAAAUAAAAAUGGGAACCAAGAAUUGCUCUCAAAUCACUCCUACAUGAAUUGAUGAAUGUAGAAGGUAAGAUGGGGAAACAAGGGACAACAUAGGACAUAAGGAACACGUUUCCAUAUGAAUCAUUCUCACAUUUGUGAAAGUAUGCUACAUGGAAAUUAAUUGUAGUUUUUAUGCAAUCUUGUUAAAACAGCCAACAGCGAUAUCACAGUGUAGAUUACUUCAUUUUCUAGACAUCACAAGUUUUAUAUUUUGAAUAUGCUGCUACAAGAUUUGUGAAGUAACUCGAACACUAAUUUUGUCAAAUGUCUAAUAUUGUAAAAUACUUUGCUUAUUUUGCCUUAAUUCAUCCAGUUGUAAAAGUACCAGAGGUCCAUUCCUGUUUUUUAUUUUUUAUUGCUGAGCUACACAGUUCCGGUCAAAUAUAUUGCCACCCUUACAUGAUUCACUAUUUAUUCUCAAACAAGUUGAAAUAAACCAAAACGUGUUCUUCACAUGUGUAUUUGUAGGUUUUACAACUGCACAGGACUCCCCCCAAAAAACCAACAGAAAUUUAGAUUUUUCACAUCGAAGUCAAAUGGCCUGCAAUAUUCAACAUUCUAAAUAAUUUGGUUGGAGGCAAUUUCUCGUUUACUGUGUAAUUUCUCACCUGUGGUAAGUUGCAGGUGCCUACAUGGUAAAAAUAUCAAUCCAACCAGUUUUAAAUAGAAAAAAACUAACAUUCUGUCCAUUGGAAAGGUACAAGGGUUCCAAUCCCGUCCGUCUAUCUAGGUCCUUGUGGGCCAUCUUGAGUCAAAGCAAGCUGUCCCAUUUAGGCUGUUAAGAGCCACCUACUGCCUUUGUGACACUUUUACCGUUUUGAUCAAAUUUAUUCUUAGUCUAUGCCUGUUUUAACAAUGUUAUUUAUCAAAUCAAAUAGGACUAUUGUGUUUAAAUUUUUAAUAUGGUUUUGGUAUGGCCUGCUCUUUCACAUAUAUGCUUCUGUAAGUUAUGCAUCAUUCAUAUUUGCAUGGUGUGAGGUUACAGCUAUAUGAGUAGUACUGUAGCGUUCAACAUUUGUUUCUGUUGUCCUACUUUAUCUGAUGAUUUAUAACAUAUUGAUGUUUAGAAUAUGUUUUGGGAUGCCAUAAUGACUGAUUCAUUAAGAGUGCCUUGUUCGGCGACACCUUUUCUCUCUUGAAUCUUUUCCUUUCAAAAUAACAUUUUUACUCUUGUAGAUUGUAUUAUAGGUGGGACUUGUGAAUUGAAGAGAAAUAAAUGAUCUAUUUCUAUAAACAAAGUCAUUUUCAAGUGUGUUUUAGUUUGCAAUGUAGUUUUGUGUAAUGUGAUUGUUUAGACAGUGGGUUGAUGAUACUGAUUUGUAAAGUAGGGUCCUUAGCUGAACUUAAACAGAAAGUCCCCGUUCUUCACCCUCUACUUUGCUCUACAAAUGAUGGACAAUAUGGAAUGUGAAACGUUUUUAUCUAUACUAAAUAAAAAUAUAAAUGCAACAA
Molecule: messenger RNA, 3288 nt
Organism: Salmo salar (Atlantic salmon)
Lineage: Eukaryota; Metazoa; Chordata; Actinopteri; Salmoniformes; Salmonidae
Source: RefSeq, a predicted model, not a curated record